CGCCAGGACUUGGGCGUGCGGGACGCCAGAGCUGGGUCAGAGCUCGAGCCAGCGGCGCCCGGAGAGACUCGGAGAUGCAGGCGACUCGGAUGGCCCCGAGCUUGGGGCGGCAGCUGCUGAGGCUCGGGGUCGGAAGCUCGCGGCUCACGGCGCUCCUGGGGCAGCCCCGGCCCGGCCCUGCCCGGCGGCCCUAUGCCGGAGGUGCCGCUCAGCUGGCUCUGGACAAGUCAGAUUCCCACCCCUCUGACGCUCUGACCAGGAAAAAACCGGCCAAGGCGGAAUCUAAGUCCUUUGCUGUGGGAAUGUUCAAAGGCCAGCUCACCACAGAUCAGGUGUUCCCAUACCCGUCCGUGCUCAACGAAGAGCAGACACAGUUUCUUAAAGAGCUGGUGGAGCCUGUGUCCCGUUUCUUCGAGGAAGUGAACAAUCCUGCCAAGAAUGACGCUCUGGAGAUGGUGGAGGAGACCACUUGGCAGGGCCUCAAGGAGCUGGGGGCCUUUGGUCUGCAAGUGCCCAGUGAGCUGGGUGGUGUGGGCCUUUGCAACACCCAGUACGCCCGUUUGGUGGAGAUCGUGGGCAUGCAUGACCUUGGCGUGGGCAUUACCCUGGGGGCCCACCAGAGCAUCGGUUUCAAAGGCAUCCUGCUCUUUGGCACAAAGGCCCAGAAAGAAAAAUACCUCCCCAAGCUGGCAUCUGGGGAGACUGUGGCCGCUUUCUGUCUAACUGAGCCCUCAAGCGGGUCAGAUGCAGCCUCCAUCCGAACCUCUGCUGUGCCCAGCCCCUGUGGAAAAUACUAUACCCUCAAUGGAAGCAAGCUUUGGAUCAGUAAUGGGGGCCUAGCAGACAUCUUCACAGUCUUUGCCAAGACACCAGUUACAGAUCCAGCCACAGGAGCCGUGAAGGAGAAGAUCACAGCUUUUGUGGUGGAGAGGGGCUUCGGGGGCGUUACCCAUGGGCCCCCUGAGAAGAAGAUGGGCAUCAAGGCUUCAAACACAGCAGAGGUGUUCUUUGAUGGAGUACGGGUGCCAUCGGAGAACGUGCUGGGUGAGGUUGGGAGUGGCUUCAAGGUCGCCAUGCACAUCCUCAACAAUGGAAGGUUUGGCAUGGCUGCGGCCCUGGCAGGUACCAUGAGAGGCAUCAUUGCUAAGGCGGUAGAUCAUGCCACUAAUCGUACCCAGUUUGGGGAGAAAAUUCACAACUUUGGGCUGAUCCAGGAGAAGCUGGCACGGAUGGUUAUGCUGCAGUAUGUAACUGAGUCCAUGGCUUACAUGGUGAGUGCUAACAUGGACCAAGGAUCCACGGACUUCCAGAUAGAGGCCGCCAUCAGCAAAAUCUUUGGCUCGGAGGCAGCCUGGAAGGUGACAGAUGAAUGCAUCCAAAUCAUGGGGGGUAUGGGCUUCAUGAAGGAACCUGGAGUAGAGCGUGUGCUCCGAGAUCUUCGCAUCUUCCGGAUCUUUGAGGGGACAAAUGACAUUCUUCGGCUGUUUGUGGCUCUGCAGGGCUGUAUGGCGGGCAGGGCUGGGCAGCGGCCUGAGUCUCAGUGGACUUGUCCACCCGGAGUUGAGUCGGAGCGGCGAGCUGGCAGUACAGGCUCUGGAGCAGUUUGCCACUGUGGUGGAGGCCAAGCUGAUAAAACACAAGAAGGGGAUUGUCAGUGAGUGAGCCCUACACCCUUCCGCCCCUCCCUUUCCUCUCCUUGAAACUAACGCCCCCACCCCCACCCCACCUACCCAACAGAUGAACAGUUUCUGCUGCAGCGGCUGGCAGACGGGGCCAUCGACCUCUAUGCCAUGGUGGUGGUUCUCUCGAGGUGAGGAGGCAGGCAGGGAAUGCCUGAGCCGCAGGGGGCCUGGGCCUGGAUCCCAGCCGGCCCAGAUUUAUUUUCAUCUCCUGCUUCCUGCCAGGGCCUCAAGAUCCCUAAGUGAGGGCCACCCCACGGCCCAGCAUGAGAAAAUGCUCUGUGACACCUGGUGUAUCGAGGUGAGACUCGGGACUGCCAAGCUCAGGUGAGGGCUAGAGGUACAGGCCCAACCCCUCCUUCCCUCUCCCCAGGCUGCAGCUCGGAUCCGAGAGGGCAUGGCCGCCCUGCAGUCUGACCCCGGGCAGCAAGAGCUCUACCGCAACUUCAAAAGCAUCUCCAAGGCCUUGGUGGAGCGGGGUGGUGUAGUCACCAGCAACCCACUUGGCUUCUGAAUACUCCCGUCCAGGGCCUGGCCCGGUUAUGUGCCUUCCCUCAAGCCAAAGCCGAAGCCCGUUUCCUUAGGGCCCUGGUUUGUCCGGAAGGGGCCUAGUGUUCCCAGCACUGUGCCUGCUCUCAAGAGCACUUACUGCCUCGCAAAUAAUAAAAUUUCUAACCAGUCA
Messenger RNA from Pongo pygmaeus (Bornean orangutan), 2361 nucleotides. RefSeq names its product acyl-CoA dehydrogenase very long chain (gene ACADVL). The transcript is spliced from 16 exons. The record is from RefSeq and is a predicted model, not a curated record. Gene Ontology annotation, molecular function: very-long-chain fatty acyl-CoA dehydrogenase activity; flavin adenine dinucleotide binding; fatty-acyl-CoA binding. Lineage: Eukaryota; Metazoa; Chordata; Mammalia; Primates; Hominidae. Bases 75 to 1658 code for a protein of 527 amino acids.